Rhipicephalus microplus (southern cattle tick) is the source of this 741-nucleotide messenger RNA. RefSeq lists its product as uncharacterized. Lineage: Eukaryota; Metazoa; Arthropoda; Arachnida; Ixodida; Ixodidae. The record is from RefSeq and is a predicted model, not a curated record.
AUGGAGUCCCUAGUCAGGGACCCCAUUGGUCGUGGCCGCUGUCCUCGCACUCUACACCAUGGCUCGUUGGACCGCAAGGUCCUGGCAACCGAGCAGGGCCACCUCCCAGUCCUCUCUUAUGACGUGGCUCUCACCAACGACUACGCGGACAAUGUGCUGCACAUGAUGCGCAACGAUCGCGAUUUGCUGUCCGCGAUUGACCCACUCCAGGUGCCGGACUUCGGCGAGAACACGUUCCAGAUCACGGGUGGACAGGUGCUCGGUCUUUCCGCCUUCUACCGCUCCGGCAACAGCACCGUCCAGUUUUCGCAUGACAUGGCCAUCGUGACCACGCCAGCGGCCGUCAACGAUGUGUUCUUCACGGGCCGACAUCGGGCAUCGCGCUUCGGUCUUACAAUCAGCGGUGACAUCGAGGCUUCGGUGAACCGCGUGAACACGCUCAUCGUCUACCGAGCGCCCAUCAAGGGCGGAGAAGCCCGUCUCGAGUAUUUUCAGGUGGACAGAAUGGAUGGCCUAAAGGUGACGCGCAUCACGGGCGUGUCGUCCGCAUUCAACUGGCUGCUCAAGAUUGUAGCCAAUCGUGUGGCACGCCAUUUCCAGGGACGCAUCGAGACCACCCUGCAGGAUGAGGUCUCCAAGUUCAUUUCAACGCAGGUAGACCGGAGCCGCUUUCCAGCACUCUCCGGCAACGGCAGCUCGAUUUCAGGCGAGUCCUUCGCCUAUCCCAGUGCACCUUUCUGA